This is a messenger RNA of Carassius auratus (goldfish), 2714 nucleotides long. Its product is annotated as prostaglandin E2 receptor EP1 subtype-like. Gene Ontology annotation, biological process: adenylate cyclase-activating G protein-coupled receptor signaling pathway; inflammatory response; positive regulation of cytosolic calcium ion concentration. Gene Ontology annotation, cellular component: plasma membrane. Bases 297 to 1445 code for a protein of 382 amino acids. The record is from RefSeq and is a predicted model, not a curated record. The transcript has 3 exons. NCBI's taxonomy places the organism in Eukaryota, Metazoa, Chordata, Actinopteri, Cypriniformes, Cyprinidae. Gene Ontology annotation, molecular function: thromboxane receptor activity; prostaglandin E receptor activity.
GAGAACUAUAAAUACAGCAGCGCGCGCGGGUCAGCUCCACAGUCCACCGCGCGCUCUGAGUGCUGUAUCUACUUUAUACUCCUUUACAAGAUUUUCUUAGACAGUGAAGACCACAAUACCACUAACACUGCUGAACAUCAAUAUUUAGACUGCAAAGACACUUUUAGUCGUACUGGAAUAAGUUUUUUCUUAUCGGGGAAAACUAAGAAGGACUAAACGGAUGAUGGGAGUCUGAUAUCGCCUUUCGAUUCUCAAGGACUGUGUUGGGAAAAUAUAUAAAAUGCAGAUCUUCAGAUAUGUGUCAGUGGUGCUCAUCCCUUAGCCUGGAGAUGUUAGCCAACCAAAACUGCACCAGUUCAGCCCUGGGUGUGAAUGAAGGGUCCAGGAAUCAGACCCAGCAGGGGCCUGGAGUGGCACCAGUGUGCUGCAGGGAAAACCUGAACAUCACAACCGACCCCACCACAGCGGGCCUGUCCAUGACCCUGGGCAUCGUGUCCAACAUUGUGGCACUGUUCAUCUUGGCUAAAGCGUACGCUCGUCUGCGGAAGCGAUCCAAAGCCACGUUCCUGCUGUUUGCCAGCUCUCUGGUGGCUACGGACCUGGCCGGUCAUGUUAUUCCAGGUGCUCUGGUUCUGCAUCUCUACAUGUAUGGUACCGCUGGAGGACUUUGUCACCAACCCGAUGCCACCUGCCGUUUCCUGGGAGGCAGCAUGGUGUUCUUUGGCUUGUGUCCUCUGUUUCUGGGGUGCAUCAUGGCAGCGGAGCGGUGCAUGGGUGUGACGCGGCCUCUCCUGCACGCCCGCAUAAUUUGCAUGGGCCACACCAAGAUGGUGCUGUUGAUGAUAUGGCUGUUGGCUUUAUCUGUAGCACUGCUGCCCGUCUUUGGCCUGGGAACGUACACCUACCAGUACCCCUGUACCUGGUGCUUCAUAAACGUGUUAGACAAUACCAACUUCGAAGACGUGAUAUUUGUGCUGCUGUUUUCUGGACUGGGACUGGCCGCGCUAGCCGUGGCACUGGUCUGUAACACCAUCAGCGGGGUGACGCUGGUGAAAGCCCGUCUGCGCAGGAAGAAGUGCCACCGCAGAUCUGCUAAAUCACAUGACAUUGAGAUGGUGGCACAGCUGGUGGGCAUCAUGGUCACUUCUUGCAUCUGCUGGAGCCCUCUACUGAUCUUCGCUCUGAUGUCAGUCCUCCGCUCGUGCAGCGGUGGGAUGAUGUGCGAUGAUCAGAAACACUACAGGACUUUAAUGGUACUGGGAGUGCGUAUGGCCUCCUUGAACCAGAUUCUGGACCCCUGGGUCUAUAUUCUUCUACGCCGGGCCGUCCUCAGAAAGAUCUACCGCAUAACCACCGGCCGUCGCAACCUGAGAGGAAGCACAUUCCGGCGGUGGGAGAUCAGCUCCUUCCAGAACUCAUUGAAAAGUGCAAGUAAUCGGAACUGAUGGAGGGAUUCCAGAGUAUGAGCUCUACCACAUGGAAGAGACUGAGAAAAGGGGAAAAAUAGGAUGUUAUUAACCUGAAUCGUUGCAGUGCAGCAUUGCUGAAGGCAGAUUUAAGGUCCUAUUGCUUAAAUGGUGGAUGAAGAAGCAGCACACUGGAAGUUGUAAUGCAAGCGAUGCUUUUAGAACCGCAGAGACUUCAAAAAGCAUUAUGACUGAGCACAGCGGAAUUCUGGAUGUAAAAAUUCCAUUCAUUUUCUCCAUAAAGAAAUUGACUUUAACAAUAAUCAAUAAUUUUUUUAAGACAUACCUUCUUCUUUUUUUUUACAUAUAAAUUACCAGAUUUGGGGGGUUUAAUUUGCAUUUCCUUGCCAUGCAACAAAAAUAUGUAUACCAAAUGGCUAUGUAUUUGAAUGAACUUUAUACAUAGCAAUGAAAUAUAUUUUAGACUAUCACAAUUGAUUUAUAGCCCAUGAUUUCAUAUAUUAACAUUGUUUAUGAAUUAUUGACAUCAUUCACAAUGCUUCAUGGUAUGAGUAACUCGUUCUGUCAUGAAAUAAUGAAGUAAACAGACUUGUACUUUUGUUUCAUAUCCAUUUCAAAUAUUGUUUUGCCUUCUUGAUGGAAAUCUUAAAACACUAUUGAAGAAUUUUCUAGAAUUUUUGCCCCUGGAGAAAAUUAAUGGGAAGAUAGUUCUCGAACCAAGGCUGCUGAAAAGUUGGCAGUCGCAGUUGCACUUUGUAGAGUGAGUCUUAUAAAUGACAAUGUGAAACGGAUUGCAAUGCCUGUCACUUCAAUUAUUAUUAUCAUAUUAAAAAAGAAAAAACUUUAAGGAAACAAACUAAGGAAGAGGAUAUAUAAAAAGGGCAGGAGGAGCCACAGGAGCAAAGAAAAUUUGGGCCUUGGAUUUAAUAAGCUAUUUUGCAAUUGUUCAGGAUUAACAUGAACCAUCUCUUUUGGUGAUUCAUUAUGAUUAAUUGUAAAAUUAAUCAAAAUGUCUUUGAACAUGAAGUUUUGUUUGGCUUCAGAGCUAUUGCACAGGAUUCAUAUUUAAUAGUCCACAUACAGUAUUAGAUACAGUAAAAGUCAAAUAAUGUAUAAAUAGUGUAAAUAUCACUGCAACCCAAGGGCAGAGCUUUUCCAUGUGCAUGAUUACCGUCUCAGUGUUCUUGUCUCUGUACAUUCGUGUCUUGCCCUACUAUGUGUGAUCUUGAAAAGCUAUGGAAUGUAGAAGUUAUUGAAUAUUAUGUUGACCAAUAAAGGUUCACUUCA